This is a messenger RNA of Rotaria sp. Silwood2, 780 nucleotides long. The record is from the annotation of a GenBank genome assembly. Lineage: Eukaryota; Metazoa; Rotifera; Eurotatoria; Philodinida; Philodinidae.
AUGGCUGAACAAAAGGUUCCAAUCGACGAAGUUGUUCGUCAAAUAUCCAAUACUCUAACAAAACAUGGUGAGGUUAUCCAACGUAUUCAAGAAACAUUAGGCUCUAUACAACCACAACUUGAUUCUCAAAUCACCACAGUUCGUGAAGAAACUCAACAACAAUUACAAUGGUAUUGUCAACUUUAUAUCACAAAUACGGUUCCCACCAAUUGGGAUCAAUUCAUAACUCGUUUCCUUGCUCAGUUUCAUUCUCCGAUUCGAGCAGCACAGCAGGAACAAGAAUGGUCAGAUUGUAAACAACAAAAAAACGAAACCAUUAAUGAAUUUGUUGUUCGUCUACGAUCACUUUGGCUUGAACAAAAAUCUGACGAAAAAGAAUCAGAAUUCAUUAAACACCUGUUUUGCAAAAUGCGACCCGAUAUUUUGACCCUUAUGAACGCCUCUCGCUCAGCCUCCCUUGACGAAAUAAUUGUCGAAGCUCAACAAGUCGAAGAAAUCCUUUAUCUCAGAAACAAAGAAUUACGUUUACGAAACACACCUCGAUCUAAACCAAUGUUCACCAGAACUAAUACUACACCUCUUAUGUCACUAUCUACGCCGACUCAUCAUUCACCACGUAACGCAUAUCCUGUGUCAACCGCCCAAUCUAAUCCCACUUGCUGGCGUUGUUAUGAAACUGGUCAUUAUGCAUCAAACUGCCCUCUCAACGACGCCAAACGAACCUUCGAAUCAAAUGACUUCGGUUCACAACCCCUACCCCCUCGUUCAAAAAACACAUAA